Messenger RNA from Cheilinus undulatus (humphead wrasse), 2904 nucleotides. It is a transcript of the gene tut1, whose product is annotated as terminal uridylyl transferase 1, U6 snRNA-specific. The transcript is spliced from 10 exons. Bases 119 to 2506 code for a protein of 795 amino acids. Gene Ontology annotation, molecular function: RNA binding; poly(A) RNA polymerase activity. Lineage: Eukaryota; Metazoa; Chordata; Actinopteri; Labriformes; Labridae. Gene Ontology annotation, cellular component: mitochondrion. The record is from RefSeq and is a predicted model, not a curated record.
CAAACGCAGACAGGACGUUGGAGGGAGAUUUGAGGGGCGCGUGCGAAUCAGCCGUGGUCAAAUUUGGCUGACAGCGUUUCUAUUCGACGAAUAUUCUGUUCAGUUUUACCUUCCCAUCAUGGAAACGGACAGCGAUAUAAAAACGACGCCGAGAGGCUUUCACUGCUCUCUGUGCAAAGUCAAUUUACCAAACAUGCCGAGCUUGGAUCAGCAUCUCAACGGGAAGAAACACAAGACAUUGAGUACUGUACGAGCUACAAGGAAGACCCAGGAGGAGCACAGCGUGUUUGUCAGUGGAAUCAAACCUGAAAUCUCUCAGACUGACAUAGCUGAUUACUUUGGGCAGUUUGGAGUGCUCACAAAUGUCAUCAUGGAUAAAGACAAGGGUGUGUACGCCAUCGUGCAGUUCAGUGAGACUGACAGCGUUCAGGCAGCCCUGUCCUGUGUUGAACAUAAGAUGAAAGGUUUGAGGCUACGGGUCAAACCUCGGGAAAAGAGAGAAUUCAAGUUGAUUGACAAGAAGGCUAAUGACCCCCAACAAGUUUUUGACCGUCUCAAACCUCAGCUGUGUCAGCAGGCAUCUGUAGAUGCGCAGAUGCAACACAUUGUGCAUCAAUUUCAGCUUGGAGAGAAUGAAAAGAAGGCCCGAGGUCUGGUGGUUCAGCUCCUGCAAGAGGUUUUCAUCGAGUUCUUCCCAGACAGCCAGAUCCUGCCUUUUGGUUCAUCUGUGAACACUUUCGGCAUCCAUAACUGUGAUCUGGAUCUGUUUCUGGACCUGGAAAACACCAAGGUGUUCCAAGCACGUGCCAAGUCAACCACAGAGCAGACAGGCGAGGGCAUGUCUGAUGACGGCUGCUCUGAGGACUCCAUCCUCUCUGACAUCGACCUCUCUACUGCAUCUCCAGCAGAGGUCCUGGAACUCGUGGCAGCGAUCCUGAGACGCUGCGUCCCCAGUGUGCACAAAGUCCAUGUGGUCAGCAGUGCUCGUCUUCCUGUGGUCAAGUUUCAUCACCGCAAACUGAACCUUCAGGGAGACAUCACCAUCAACAACAGGCUGGCUGUAAGGAACACCCGCUUCCUGCAGCUGUGCACAGGGAGUGAGGACAGACUGAGGCCUCUGGUUUACACCAUCAGAUACUGGGCCAAGCAGAAGCAGCUGGCUGGAAAUCCUGGUGGUGCAGGUCCCCAGCUCAACAACUAUGCUCUGACACUGCUGAUUAUCUUCUACCUGCAAAACUGUGAGCCUGCUGUCCUCCCCACUGUGGACCAGCUCAAAAACAUGGCCUGUGAGGAGGAGGAGUGUGUGAUUGAAGGAUGGGACUGCACCUUCCCUAGUCAGCCAAUAGCUGUGCCUCCCAGCAUCAACACACAGGACCUCUGCUCCCUGCUCGCCGGCUUCUUCUCCUUCUAUGCUAAGUUUGAUUUUGCUAGUAGUGUCAUAUCAGUCAGAGCGGGGCGUGCUCGACCUAUCACUGAAUUCCUCAGUCAGAGUAAGGAGGUGGCAAUGGAAGAGGAACAACCUAGCAAGAACCAUCAUCAAAGUCCUAAACUCGGUCCCCUAAAUCUCUUGGAUCCCUUUGAACUUACCCAUAACGUAGCUGGAAAUCUAAACGAACGUUCCCAGCGCGCCUUUCAAAGGGAGUGCCAGGAGGCUGACAAGUACUGCCACUGCCUGCAGUACCAGCGCAAAUCCACCAAGGGCAAAUCAUGGGGUCUGGUGCGCUUAUUUACCCCCCAUGGGGAUGUCCAGCACACGAAGACAGAGCAGAUGACCAUCAGCAUCCCCUUCAAAUUAGCGUCGCUUCCUGAAGUGCUACGCAAUCAGCUGCACAAAGCAGGAGACGGUUUCCGACUGCUGUGGUUUCAGAAGGUUUGCUCUGCAGUGGAAGGAGUCUUUCAGACUGUUCUGGGGUGUCACGUCACUCCCACAGAUGCUCUCUUCGGGGAGGAUUCAGCUGCCAAUGCUGCUGAGGAAAUGGACAUUUCUGCAGCUUCCCUGAACACAUCAAUAAACAGCUGUGACAGCACAGAGUCCCAGAACGAAGCAGGCUCUCUGAGUACAACUGUGGUCGGUGCCAAGAGAACGCUAUCUUCCAGCAGCGAUGCUUCCGUGUCACCUCAAAGCAAAAAACCAAGACUGACAAAGAGAGGCCGACCUGAGCCCCCUCACUGGACCUGUGCAUUGAAGCACAAAGUGUGGGCCGGUAGGAGGAAAGUGAGACGGGAGCUGAUCAAAGACACAGACUCGAGGCCUGAAGGAAGCUGCGUGGAGCUGGAGUCGCAGGUCACGGCUCACAUUGCUGAGAAAGAGCCAGAGCUCAAGGAGCUGCUGGAGUUCAAGGUUCAGCCGCAGAUGGUUGGAGAGACUGAGAGCACAAAGGCAGUGCUCAAGCUUGAGCCGACCAGUGACACAACAGGAGUUUUUCAGGACUUCUUCCACUUCUUGGAAGUGUUCUUACCAAAGAUGGCAGAAACACUGCUGGAGAAACAAGCCAGGAGUGAUUAAAGAUGACAUAUUCCAGAUAUGGCUUUGAUAUCAGGUUAUUUUUGGCUUUCUUUGUUCUGAAUCAAAUCUGCCACUACUAAUUCUUUGUUUAACAAAUUUAAAAAAUAACACGUGACUUUAUAUUAGCCAGGCACCAUUUAUUGUAUUUAUAAAUGUUGGCUUCUUGAAAGCAUACAUUUGGUAAUAUUUUCAAGUGAACUGUAUAUUUGUUAGUUUUACAUGCGUUGUUCCCUGAUGAGGCUUCCUGUUAUGUUUGACAAGCUGCCUGGUUUUAGUACAUUUCUGUUUGGAAAAAAAAAGACUCAGAUGAUGAAGCUCUGAAAUUCAGUGGCAGAUGUUUGUUGUACACAGCAUCUGAUUCUGUCUGCAAAAGAAUAAAAGCCCUUUGGUAAACCUGG